AUGUCGUUCGAUUGGCUUAAUGUACCGGGUCUGAAUGUUAAGGACGGACCGGAGAGUUCUGCAGGCAGUGCGCCGCCACCUACAGUAUCGUUCAACUUCAGUGAGGAACAACGGGAAGACGAGUCGGCGGGCCGCAGGACGCAGGAUACGCAGGAGGAGUACAGAGAGACAGCAGAGGACCUGCGAGUGCCGCUGUCACUUUCGGGGAGCCAGCUGGCGCCGGAGGAGCUGAAGACGUAUCGACUGUGGUACAAGUGCAUGGUAUCGCGGCGACGUUCGCGGACGCUACGUCUGGAGGAGGACAUCUUCCGGUUUCUGGGAAACUUCCAGCUAAGUGAUUCCGUGAAGGAGCGGACGCGGAGCAUUUUCCGGACGUGUCAGAUGGCGGUGAGCCCGGGACAGUUCUAUGCGAUCAUGCGCACGAUAGCACACGCAUUGCAGGCUAAUGUGUUGCCCACGCGGCGGAUGAUUCUCGAGCGAGCUGCGGUGCCUGAGCCGCGGUCUAUUCUCUCGCUGGACGCCGGGCAGGAGACGUACGAGGAGGUGGAGGAAGACCCGAAGAGCGCUGCAGACAACCGUGUGGAUUUUGACAGCUUUGCGUCGCUGCUGCUGACAGGGAAGACUGUACGCAAGAACAUUCGGCGUAAGAUUAACAAGCGAAACGGGCGGGUCAAGAAGGUCUCAUUCUCGGAGAACCUGGUGACCUUCCACGAGGAGCUACCGGAGGAAGAGGCCGCGGAAGACGCGGCCGACGGCAGCGAGGACCCGAACGAGCCCCUGGACUUCUCGAUGCCGAUGGACCAACUGCUUAAGAAGAUGGCCGAGCGCAAGACGCGCAACACUGCUCUUGUCUCCGAAGCGCCGAAACAGCCGGAAACCGUGGAGGAGCGCGAGGAACUUGCCGAUAUGCGCGACUCGUUGAACCAUUUCAAACACAUACAGACCGCCGAUAACGUCGCACAGGGCUCCUUUGCGACGCAGUAUAUGGCUUCCGUGUCGUCCAAUGCAGACUCCGGCGAGGAGCCUGCGCUGGAGCCUCUGAAGCCCACGGCCACGGGGUCUGCGAACCACCUCUUCCGCUCUCAUAUGCAAGCGACCAUAUCGUCUUUCACAAAGGCGCCUGCCGCUCCUGUCACUACACCGCUUUUGCACCAGUCCGAACCCAGCGCACCAGAUACCCAGGGCCCGCGCAGUGAACUCCAAGGCCCAAGCGGCGCCCGAACGCAACUGUCCACUCCUGCGCUGCAAGCACAGGGUACGGGCUACUAUGCACAGAAUGGCGCCCCGCAGCAAGCAUCCACUCCCGCCUUGCAGGCGCAGGGCACGGGCUACUACCAACAGAACGGGACGCAGCAGCAGGUGAUCACUCCCGCUCUGCAAGCCCAAGGCACAGGUUACUACCAGCAGAACGGCGCCUCACAGCAAGCAUCCACUCCCGCCCUGCAGACGCAGGGCACGGGCUACUACCAACAGAACGGGACGCAGCAGCAGGUGAUCACUCCCGCUCUGCAAGCCCAAGGCACAGGUUACUACCAGCAGAACGGCGCCCCACAGCAAGCAUCCACUCCCGCCCUGCAGGCGCAGGGCACGGGCUACUACCCGCAGAACGGGACCCAACAGCCGGCGGCCACUUCCAUACACCAGGCACACAACGCUGGCUUCCCCCAGCAGGAUUCUUCUUCGUCUGCACACCAGGCGCAGGCCCCGGGGCUGUACCGUAAUACUGCAUCGCCGCUGUCGGCGCCUACGCUCCAGGUCCAGGGUUCUGCAUAUUAUCAGAAUAGCAACCCGCCGCUUCCGCCUCAGGCCACAGGCUAUUACCAGGGGGGCAACCCGCCACUGCUGCAGGUUCAGGGCACAGGCUACUACCAGCAAUCCCAGGACUCAGGUUCUGUGCCCGCCAAUCGCUCCUCGACGCCUGUCCUGCAGCCCCAGUCGACCGGUUACUACCGCUCUUCUUCACCGAUGCACUCGCCAAUGCAUCUUCCCGCCAUGGUCUCCCAGCAAUCGCCGCAGCCAAGCCAUUCUUUGCUCGCCGUCCCAGACCCGCAGCGUCCAUACUAUGGCGGUGGCUUCCAGCCCUCCUCUUCACCCUCAUCCACCAACCAGCAUACCGCACCAUCUCAAUAUGCCCCCACAAGCGGAUAUGUGAUACCGAAUACCCAGCCGGGCUAUGCAGCGCUUUCCUCCCAUCCCUCGCAGCACGAACCCGCCUAUCUUGCUGCUAACCGCUAUGGCUCACCGAACCCUCCUUUUUCGUCGUCGCCCUUACUUCAUCAGCAACAUCUCCCCCACAACAACUUCUUGCAGCCCCCUCAGCAUGCAUCUCAACCAUUGCCGCCUAAAACCAACAUCAUUGGCGACCUCAGGGCGCUUCAGCAGCAGGUGGACCGGAUCCAUCAUUCGUACACCAGAAGAUAG
This is a messenger RNA of Eremothecium gossypii ATCC 10895, 2421 nucleotides long. RefSeq names its product Scd5p (gene SCD5). Lineage: Eukaryota; Fungi; Ascomycota; Saccharomycetes; Saccharomycetales; Saccharomycetaceae. The transcript has a single exon. The record is from RefSeq and is marked provisional. The coding region runs from base 1 to 2421 and encodes 806 amino acids.